AUGGGGCGCGACGAGAACGGGGACGGCGAUAGACGAAGGCGGCGCGACAAUGACGACAGUGACAGAAGACGCGAUGAAAGAGAACACCGGUCGUCACGGCGGAGGUCACCGGGUGGCGAUGACGAUCGCGAUAGACGUCGCCGUAGAUCACGAGAGCGGCGCAGAUCGAAGUCGCCAGAUUCCGCCAGCAGGUCAGGUCGCGAUCACCACAGCAGUCGACAACGCGACAACAGCAGUCGACAACGCGAAAGGAGCCGCGACCGAGAUAGGCGCUCGCGACGCACCGAGCAUGAUGGCGAUGACAGCGGGAAGCACUCGUCUCGUCGUCGACGGGACGCCGACCGCGACCGCGACAAGCCCAAGGAGAAGAGCAGAGGCAGCCCCGUCCGGCGCGGCGGUCCCCUGCCCUCGCAGGAGGCGUCGUUUGCCGUGACCCAGGGCGAGGAGCCCGCCAAGCCCAAGGAAAAGGCCAACUUUGGCAACACGGGUCUCCUUGCUGCGGCGUCCAACGCGGUGACGCAGGCCGACGGCUCGACGGUGGCGCUCAAGUACCACGAGCCGGCCGAGGCGCGCCGCCCGCCGCCGCGCGACCAGUGGCGGCUGUACGUGUUCAAGGGCGCCGACGUGGUGGACACGGUCGACCUGGGCGCGCGCAGCUGCUGGCUGAUCGGCCGCGAGGCCACCGUGGUCGACCUGGAGGCGGCGCACCCGAGCGUGAGCGGGCAGCACGCGGUCAUCCAGUUCCGGUACUCGGAGCGGCGCGACGAGUUCGGCGACCGCACGGGGCGUGUCCGCCCGUACCUGAUCGACCUGGAGAGCGCGCACGGGACGGUGCUCAACGGAGGGCGCAUCCAGGACAGCCGCUACCUGGAGCUCCGCGACAAGGACGUGGUGCAGCUCGGGCAGAGCACGCGCGAGUACGUCGUCAUGUUGGCGCCGCGGGAGUGA
Molecule: messenger RNA, 948 nt
Organism: Cordyceps fumosorosea ARSEF 2679
Lineage: Eukaryota; Fungi; Ascomycota; Sordariomycetes; Hypocreales; Cordycipitaceae
Product: Forkhead-associated (FHA) domain protein
Exons: 1
Coding region: 1-948 (315 amino acids)
Biological process (GO): maintenance of RNA location; mRNA splicing, via spliceosome
Cellular component (GO): nucleus
Molecular function (GO): protein binding; mRNA binding
Source: RefSeq, a predicted model, not a curated record